Labeo rohita (rohu) is the source of this 762-nucleotide messenger RNA. RefSeq names its product MKRN2 opposite strand, tandem duplicate 2 (gene mkrn2os.2). The transcript has 4 exons. NCBI's taxonomy places the organism in Eukaryota, Metazoa, Chordata, Actinopteri, Cypriniformes, Cyprinidae. The record is from RefSeq and is a predicted model, not a curated record. The coding region runs from base 97 to 762 and encodes 221 amino acids.
GACGUCACCCUACUAAAACAACAAAGCAACUGCUCUCUCUGGACUCUGUCACACCGUCCAAUCCCCCUGUAGCAUCCGCGUCUAUGUUCUCUUCCAAUGGAUAAGAGCGUCAUCAAAUUCAACCACUGUGACAAGGACAUCUACUGUUUUUUCGUCCCGGAGCAGUGUCCUGAAUGUGGAGUUAGUUUCAGUGGGAAGCGACUGGAGGAGGCGCCGGUCAGCAUACCGAACCCCUUCAGCAACGGACACAAAGUCCCGUGUGCUUUUCUAGUCGCGUCAACACAAGACAAUGUGCUCAGGGACUUUGAUGGCCGUUCUGAUCUACACACAGGAAUCACCAACACAAACGGAAUAGUCUACAAUUACACAAAGACUGGUGUUCACAGAGACAAUCAGGGAUGGGAACGCUGUAUCUGCAUCCCGCUGGUUCAGCCCGACAUGUUCAGUCUGAUGAGCCAGUGGGAUCAGUAUCUGGAGAAGUUCUCCUCCGCUCAGAUGUGGGACCCAUCAUGGCAAAGCUUUAAUGAGGAAAGCCACAACUGCUACAGCUACUCGCUGAUGUUCAUCAACUGUGUUCUAGCCACGCAGUCAAAGCGAGCCCUGAGUAAAGAUGAAUUCACACGCUUGUUUGUGCUUCCUCGGAUCAAAAGAGCUUCCAAGUACAUGUUGUUGUGUCGUGAGAUUUCCCAAAACCACUUCUACAUCGUCGACAGUCCGCGUAGAAACUCACUUGAGGAGGACGAGGACAGCAAGAACACAUGA